Linum trigynum is the source of this 624-nucleotide messenger RNA. The record is from the annotation of a GenBank genome assembly. Lineage: Eukaryota; Viridiplantae; Streptophyta; Magnoliopsida; Malpighiales; Linaceae.
AUGGAGGGUCGAGCUUACUUUCAAGCCAGCAUCAUCCAACGGAUUCGCUCAUGGCUGAAGAUUUAUGAGCAGGCUAUGGUCAAUGAACAGUCCAUCUCGGCCAGCACUUUGAGACAUAGAGAAAACAAGCAGAUCUCGUGGCGUCCACCUGAAGAAGGCUGGAUCCAAAUUCAGACGGAUGGAUCGGUCAUCUCCCCCACAAGCAAAGCUGUUGCUGGUGGCCUCCUGCGUGCCUUUGUUUGCAACCUUGGUGCCUGUUCGAUUACUGACGCUGAGCUCAAGGGUGCAGCUGAAGGGUUGAGUUUGGCCUGGUUAAUGGGAUUCAAAAAGAUUCUCUUGAACCUUGAUUCCAUGACCGCCAUCAGCAUCAUCAACUCUGGAGAAGAUGAUCACAGACACAACCUCCUCGCCAACCAUAUUAGAGAGCUAAUUGAUAGAGAAUGGGAAGUUAAAGUUCCUCAUGUAUAUAGGGAGAGUAAUUUUGCUGCUGACUAUCUUGCUUGUAUAGGGCAUGAUUUUCCUUUUGGCACACAUCCUGUCGAUGUGAGUGACCCGAAACUGUGUUCUUGGCUCUCCUACGAUGUUAUGGGCAUCACCCAUGAUCGUUUUGUUUCUAUGAAUUAG